AUGACCGCAUCAACAACGUCAGAUUGCUCCACCGCACCGUCGACAGCCAGUUUGGAAGAGGCAAAGUCACACGAAUUGACCACGAAUCCAGACCAUCGCAUGCCGUCGACUGCGGAACCAAAACCGGAACUCUUCACGACGGCUGCACCGGCAAUGUCAAACCUCUCCAUCGCGUCGUCGACAGCCAGUCCGGAGGAGGCAGAGUCACAUGAAUUGACCACGAAUCCAGAUCAUCGCGCACCGUCGACUGCGGAACCAAAACCGAAACUUUUCACGACGGCUGCACCGGCAAUGUCAAACCUCUCCACCGCGCCGUCGACAGCCAAUCCGGAAGAGGCGGAGUCACAUGAAUUGACCACGAAUCCAGAUCAUCGCAUGCCGUUGACUGUGGAACCAAAACCGGGAGUCUUCACGACGGCUGCACCGGUAAUGUCAAGCCUCUCCACCGCGUCGUCGACAGCCAAUCCGGAAGAGGCAGAGUCAUAUGAAUUGAGCACGAAU
Messenger RNA from Gongylonema pulchrum, 501 nucleotides. NCBI's taxonomy places the organism in Eukaryota, Metazoa, Nematoda, Chromadorea, Rhabditida, Gongylonematidae. The record is from the annotation of a GenBank genome assembly.